Eupeodes corollae is the source of this 1831-nucleotide messenger RNA. RefSeq names its product T-complex protein 1 subunit zeta (gene CCT6). Gene Ontology annotation, cellular component: chaperonin-containing T-complex. The transcript has 3 exons. The coding region runs from base 150 to 1745 and encodes 531 amino acids. Gene Ontology annotation, molecular function: ATP-dependent protein folding chaperone; ATP binding; ATP hydrolysis activity. The record is from RefSeq and is a predicted model, not a curated record. Lineage: Eukaryota; Metazoa; Arthropoda; Insecta; Diptera; Syrphidae. Gene Ontology annotation, biological process: protein folding.
GCUAAACUUUUUCUUUAUGUUGGCCACAUUUUUCGUCUGAUUGAAAUUAAACUUUCCUUCGCCGUUGUCCGCUGUGUUAGAUCUCGAAAAUUCUAGAAUAAUUUUUGUUUAAUUGCUUGAAAUUUAUAAAGAAUCAAUUCAAUUAAAAAAUGGCAUCAAUUAGUUUGUUAAAUCCAAAAGCCGAAUUUGCCCGUGCAGCUCAAGCAUUGGCUAUAAAUAUAUCGGCCGCAAAGGGACUACAGGAUGUCAUGAGAACUAACCUCGGACCUAAGGGAACCAUGAAAAUGUUGGUUUCUGGCGCUGGCGAUAUUAAAAUCACCAAGGAUGGUAAUGUGCUUCUCCACGAAAUGCAGAUCCAACAUCCAACCGCUUCGAUGAUUGCUCGUGCCAGUACCGCUCAAGACGAUUCAACUGGUGACGGAACAACUUGCACUGUUCUCCUUAUCGGCGAGCUCCUGAAGCAGGCUGAUAUCUUCUUGUCUGAAGGUCUGCAUCCUCGCAUCUUGACCGAAGGUGUGGAGAAGGCUAAAAUCAAGGCUCUGGAAGUCCUUGAGUCCAUGAAGGUGCCUAUUGAGGUGAACAAGAAAAAUCUGGUUGAUGUAGCAAGGACAAGUUUGAAAACUAAAGUUCAUUCAAGUUUGGCUGAUUUGCUCACUGAAGUUUGUGUGGAUGCAUUGUUGGCCAUUCGUCAAGAAGAGAAGCCAAUUGACUUGCAUAUGGUUGAAUUAAUGGAAAUGCAACAUAAGACUUCCACCGACACUAGUCUGAUUCGUGGUAUUGUUAUGGAUCACGGCACUAGACAUCCUGACAUGCCAAAACGUUUGGAGAACGCCUACAUUUUGACUUGCAAUGUUUCCCUCGAAUACGAGAAAUCAGAGGUCAAUUCUGGGUUCUUCUACAAGACCGCAGAAGAGCGUGAGAAGUUUGUGCUGGCAGAACGUGAAUUCAUUGAUCAGCGUGUGAAGAAGAUCAUUGAAUUGAAGAAGAAGCUCUGCGACGGCACCGACAAGACAUUCGUUGUAAUCAACCAAAAGGGAAUCGACCCCAUGUCGUUGGACGCUUUGGCAAAAGAAGGAAUAAUGGCCCUGCGACGUGCCAAGAGGAGGAACAUGGAACGUUUGGCCUUAGCAUGCGGUGGUAUGGCUCUUAAUUCCUUGGAUGAAAUGGAGGAGUCCAAUUUGGGUUAUGCUGGUGUUGUUUACGAACACGUUUUGGGAGAAAAUAAGUACACCUUUGUGGAGGAAUGCAAGAACCCACAAUCGGUGACCAUUCUCAUUAAGGGACCCAACAAGCACACCAUUAUUCAAAUCAAGGAUGCCAUUCGUGAUGGUUUAAGGGCCAUUAACAAUGCCAUCAAUGAUAAAUGCCUCAUUCCUGGAGCUGGUGCCUUUGAGAUCCGUGCUUAUAAUCAGUUGAUGAAAUACAAAGACGAAAUCAAGGGAAAAGUGCGUUUAGGAGUUCAGGCUUUCGCUGAAUCCCUCUUGGUCAUUCCCAAGAACUUGGCCAUUAACAGUGGCUACGAUGCCCAGGAUACCAUUGUCAAAUUAACCGAGGAAGAUCGUCUGAAUCCUGAUGCCGUAGGUCUGGACUUGGCAACAGGAGAACCAAUGAAACCUGUCGACUUGGGAGUUUAUGAUAAUUAUAUUGUUAAAAAACAAAUUCUCAAUUCCUGCUCCGUUAUUGCUAGUAACCUCCUGCUUGUUGAUGAAGUCAUGCGUGCUGGUAUGACAAGUCUCAAAGGAUAAGGGGAGACAAUAAAGUAAAAUCUCCUCGUAUUAUUAUAAUUUUUGUCACGCGUACUUUUUUUUAAAUUAAAACAUACAUUACACGA